Diachasmimorpha longicaudata is the source of this 3698-nucleotide messenger RNA. RefSeq lists its product as uncharacterized. The transcript has 3 exons. NCBI's taxonomy places the organism in Eukaryota, Metazoa, Arthropoda, Insecta, Hymenoptera, Braconidae. The record is from RefSeq and is a predicted model, not a curated record. The coding region runs from base 321 to 713 and encodes 130 amino acids.
UCCUCACUAUACGAGAAGACAGUCUAUGUUAAAAGCCGAACGGGUUUUAAUAAAAGAGAGACCGACAAAUAUAACGUUUUUUUAAACAACAAAUCAAACAGAUAUCAACGUUUGUAAUUUCAGUCAUCGCUGAUUCUGUGGAUAUCCAAGACAUUCCGUAAAAAUUGUGUGAAUACAUAUCGAGGAAGACAGUACACUCCUGUUCACGUGAAAAUUGAAGAAAGGAGAGUAAUCAGUGACCGGAGAAGGACAAGUGAAUUGCCUCAUAGCAAUUUUUAAUCUGUGGAAAAUAAUUAUUAAAUCUUUGUCAAUCGAAAAAAAUGGCCUGGCUGAGAGUUAUUGCUGUUCUACUUGUGGCUGGACUUUAUGUCACGAUUGCCGAUGGUGCAGCAGUUCGCACCGAUAUUUUCGAGGAGUCACUUCAGGCUAUUGCACAGGAAACUGAGGACGAGAUGCUAAGGACCCAACGUGAAGCUGCUACACUCGCCCCACGAAUCACGAAAAAUAUUUGUGGCAAUCAACCGUGUGGAUGGGCAGUCUAUAAGCCAUUCAUAAGGCAACUUCAGACUUUCAUCUCGAAUACGUGCACGUGUAGUGACGCAAGCUACAAAUGCAUUCGCACGGACGACGACCUUUCGGUGAACGCCUACGUCUAUCACUGUCGCCAGAACACCACAGUAGACGACAUCGAGGCACCCGAAAAUGCCGACUAAUCAUUUGCCCCCACAAUUAGCCAUUUUUUCAUGAACUUCUUUUCAUUAGCUAGUACCCCUCAUGUGCGUGUGUUCCUCAUAUCAGUCGCUAGUAAUGGAGAAAACAGAGAGGGAAAUUACGAGAAAGUAAGUGACAAAUAUAGAUACAUAGGUAGUAAGACACUGUUUUGCUUUACUUUUGGAUUCUAAAUUUGUGAAAGAAAUGACUCUAGGCACCGACGUCGAUGGCCGAGUGGGCUAGAUGCAAGUCUAGUGUGCAGAAGGUUGAGGGUUCGGUCUCACGUGGAAAUGAAUUUUUCAACCUGAGGCCCUGGCACGCGCGAUAUUGCUAUUAGGGCGACCGUCUGUACUGACAUCUCUCGUAGGAGUACAAUUGCAGCAUAAUGUGCAUAGGGUUGGGUAAAAUUACCUAUUUAGCACCUGAUAAGGCACCCAGAGGUUGUAAUAAAAAAACAGAAAAUUUAAAAAAAUAAAAAAAAAUUACCGACAAUGUGCGGCAUCAAAAUACCUGCACUGGAUUUACGUUAUUUAAUAAUCUGAAAACGUUAUUUAUUGUUUUUUCUUUUUAAAAUUUGGCAAUCAUAAUUUUCACGUUCGAGGAUAUGAUAAGAGGAAAUUCGCAGUUGCAAUAUACAGAAAAAAUAAUGACAGAUUCUUCAUUCUCGAAUAAAAAUUAUAUAAAGAAUUACGUAAACAAUUUUACUGUAGGUACUAUAGGUACCUGCAGGUAUAAUUUUACUAUUUUCGAGGAUAUUGUUUAGAAAUGCAUUGCGCUCCAUGAUUACGCCACGUCGUUGAUAUUUUUUCUUGCACUUUUCUUUCUCCGUGAUGUUCCCAAUAUAUGUAUAGGAUAAACUUUAAAUUCAAUGAGUUGUUCUCUCCAAUAUCUGAUGAACUACGGGACCUGAAGAGGUCAAAUUUUUUCCGGUUUCCGCGUGAAGUACUACUGUUAUCAUAUUCUCAGAUAAGACCUUUUGACGAAUGAUGAAUAUCAAUUUUAUAAUAAAAAAUUCCCGCGUCUCAUUUUAUAAAACAAGACGGAGUUCAAAUCAGGCCAAAAUUUAGCGUUAAAUUUCGGUGAAAAAUGUACUAAGUCGAUAGCAAAAAUGACAAUAUAUUUACGAAUGUUAUUGCGUUGUUACUAGAUUUGAGGGGUGCUUUUCAUAAAUAGUAUGUCAUGUAGUAUAUUUUCCAUUCAAAAGUAGUCUCGCAGUGGUUAACACCAGAAAAUAUGAAAAUGAAAAAAAAAAUGUAAAAAUGUGUCCCACUUAGACGUCACUUAGUCGAUAAGUAAAGAUUAUCGGUAUUAAUUUGCUCAUUACGAAAUACAUGCAACUGCGUUGUGUAGAUACUACGGCGCUAGAUUAAACACUAUAAUUCAAUCAUCGAUUAAAAGAAAAUGAUGAUAAGGGCACUUGAGCGUUACGAAAUCUCAAAUGUUUUUCAUAGUCAUUUUCACUGUUAAACGGUAAUAUAAUUGUUAUCGAUAUCUGUACCAUUAAUAUUUGAUCCCUUCAUUAAUUGUCGAACAAAAAAUUAUUUGUGAACCAUUUACUUUGCUUUAUGGUAAUGCAACAAAAAUUAGCGACCGUUUCUCACUGAAAAAAAAACAUGAGAGAAAUAUUCGAUUAAUCUCCAAGGUCAACUGGUAUUCAGAAGAUAAUUUUUUGCAUUUGGAUCUUAAUCAAGCUCUCGCUCUAUCAUCAUGUUCGACAACCAUUUAAUAGUACGGAGUAAUAAAUUUAAGAAACAACUCUAAUUGCCUGGAAUCUGAAUGACAAAAAUAUUUCAAUCAUUUUUUAAGGUUCAUUCACCUCAUGUGUGCCAAGAAAAUGAUGAAAAUAACGAAAAAAAAUUAAAAUUAUUUUAAUGUCAGUUAAAAAUUCGAGACAUUGACACAGGCGCGUAGAUCUGCCACAUGAAUAUUAUCGUAGGACAGUAUUCUCAAUUGAUCGACUGUUCAUCACUCGUUCGUGAACUGUUCCACGGACGCGGUAAUGAAAUAGUAUGUUUCGUAACUAGGCCAGAAAAAAUUUGGUGAUGCACUAUAUGUUAACCACCAGUUGUUUUAAAUAUUUUGCACAGCAAUUAACUUAUUCCUUGAGGGAACAAAAAUGUUUUUUUGCGAGACGCCUUUCGUCCACGCGUACUCCCUCUCCCUGUCUGACGCGAUAUAUUUUUCUUCACUAUUUUUCAACGUUUUGUUGAUAUCUAUUGAAUUUUCGAUCGGUUUUUGGCUACGAUUUAUUUUUUGACGUUUUUUUGUUCCCUCAAUGAAAAAGCAAAACUCCAAAAUUUACCCAGAAUGUACUUAACACCGUAGAAGUAAUCGCCAUCAUGUCUCGACUAAUUUAUAUUAAUCCAAUUAUUUAUGAGAGGUUAAAACACAAAUAUUCAUUAUUCGUUACUUAAUACAACUGUACAAAAUUCGAUUUCUGGAAUUCGAGACUUUAUGUUCAGAGAAUCUUUGUAGUCAGUGGCUUAUAUUUUGACAUGGCGGUGUAAUCGUCUUAUUGAAUCAGCGAAAAUAAUUCAUCGUGUAAUGUUAACUAUUUAUUUCAUUGGUUGAUUAUUGAAAAGAAAAGAAAAAUAAGAGGGAGGAAAAAAAUACUGGAGGUCCUGAAGAAUUAAAUCAGCUUUCUACACCGUCAUCGGUUAUUUUUUCAAGAUACCUGAGUAUGUGUAAAGAAAAUCUAAAAAAUACGUUCUUCAGGCUGACGACACCAGCCUGGACAUCAUGAUCAUGAUUUCAAAAAAAGCCUUAGCGCUCCAUGUUAUAAUUAUCGUAUGAUUUAUACUAAUAAUAGCAGUCGCAGCGAAAGAUCGAAUGACUUUCGUUACGUUUUUUAAGGUUUUUCAAACAGAAUAGUUUCAAAUAGUUACAUUAUUUUUUAUUUAGUUCGAUGUAUUUUUACGCAGUAUUUCACUUAAUGUUAUGUAAUAUACAGAAUAAUGAAAAUAAAUUAUCUUAUACUUAUUGAUAAA